Messenger RNA from Oikopleura dioica, 207 nucleotides. Lineage: Eukaryota; Metazoa; Chordata; Appendicularia; Copelata; Oikopleuridae. The record is from the annotation of a GenBank genome assembly.
AUGAUGUCUCCGGUUGUUCUCUUCACGAUUAUCUCAAUGGCUUUCGGUCGAUACGCCAGCUCCCUGGAACACCAAAUCAUGAAGCGAAAUAUGGGCUCAGUUGGAUACGCCGCCAUGCCGCAAGAUUCAUUUGUCGAAUAUAAACGAAGUGGUUUCACCAACAUGGCUGAUCUCAGCUUAGGAAAUCUCUUCCCUCAACAAGAAUAA